Phasianus colchicus (ring-necked pheasant) is the source of this 2295-nucleotide messenger RNA. RefSeq lists its product as uncharacterized. Gene Ontology annotation, molecular function: ubiquitin protein ligase activity. The record is from RefSeq and is a predicted model, not a curated record. Gene Ontology annotation, biological process: protein polyubiquitination; protein monoubiquitination. NCBI's taxonomy places the organism in Eukaryota, Metazoa, Chordata, Aves, Galliformes, Phasianidae.
CAAAAUAUUUUUAACUGGCUAAUGUUAUUUUCCAGGAUGUCAUUAAAUGACAGACUCAAAUUUACCCAAUUACCAAAUUUACCACAUUAGCAACAGAGUUAAUGAAGCCUGCUUUCUUCUGUAUUUGUGUCUUGAACAUGGAUUUGUUCAUGUAUGAAUAAGACAGGAGGGCCAGUUGACGUUUCACUUGUCUUUAGUGUGCUUCUCCACAUGGAUUUUAUUAGGGUAAGUUCACACUGAAGUGCUACUCUUGGUGGCAGUACUGAGGGUCUCAUCUUUACACUGGCUUCAUACUUUCAUGGAUACUGUAAAAACUUCAUCUUUCAAAUUGGUUUGGUUGGAAGCUGGCCAAGAAGCUGUACAGUAUGGAGGUUAAAUGACAGUGAGACAUUGUCAUCCACUUGCUCACGUGUAUAGAGCAAUCAUCAGUAGUUCAAUUCUGUAGGAUAACCAGCUUGAGCAUUUAAGAAAGAGAAACGCAUAGCUUCCAAUACACCCGAGUUUCCCUGUGCUCCAUAAAACUUCAGGAUGUUAGAAAAAUUAUUUCAGAUGUGAUACAGGCAUACCAGAAAGAAUGUAAUUUAUUUUUGCGAAUAUUUUUCAUUCAGUUCAAUUUGAUUAUUCCCUUUUAAUGUAAGAGAACUGAAAGGGCUUGUUUGAAAAUGACAAUAUAUGAACAAUUAGAGUUGGUUUAAUCAGACAAAAAGAAAGGCCUGUGCAUUAAUGUCAAAUGUCAAGCAUAAAAGAUGGACAAGAAUGAAGGGGAAGGUACAGCAAAUCACGAACAGGAAAAGAAGGUAAUAUCUGAAUCACGAGUGGGUGCUGUGGGGGCGGACAGACCAUGGUGAUGUCCCUGAGCAACAGGUUGUGACAUCACCGGGUGACGAUUGUGACAGCUGUGCCCUCACUGCUCAUAGUGGGGUGCCGGCAGAGCCUGGCUCAGUCUGGCUCGUUCCUGGACCGUGCUGAGCAGCUCUGCGAGGCUUGGAGGUCGAGCAAGGUUUUCGCUGUGCUGUGCUGGGUCGUGCCUGGGGCUGCUCGCAGCAUCUCAGUGCCUGACCCCGCAGCAUCGCUUCUGUUUCCCUGGCCCUGCCUAGUGCAGGCAGCUGGGACCCUACUGAGUGCACCCGCAGCAGCGGAGGGUGAGACACCACCGCCGCAGCUGCUUUGAAGGAGAACAACUCGUCAUCCUCGGUUCUCCCAGUGCCUGCAGCGAGAAGAUCAUGGCUGCAGAAGAGGCAUGGAUGUGUCCCGUCUGCCGCGAGGUGCGGCAGGACGUGGCCCAAGCUAUUCCAUGCAAUCACAGUUUCUGCCUUGGCUGCAUCCAGCGGUGGGCGAGGCUGAGGGACAGCUGCCCGCUGUGCAGGACGGCCAUGGAGACCAUCCGGGUCUCCGUGCGGGGAGACAACCAGUACGUGGAUUGCGUCGUCUCCCCGCCCGCAGUGCCGGUGCCCGUCGGCUUCGGCACCACCACUGCCACCGGUCCCGACAGCGACGAGGACCUUCUUCCCCCCCUUCCACCACUGUCCCCUGAGCCCAUGGCGGCGGAGCCGGAGAGAGUGGGCGGCCUCCUGCUGGAGGAGUGGGCGGCACUUUUCAGGGUCCGACGAAACGUCCUCAACCCGGUGCUGCCCUGGCUGGAGCAGGAACUGCGCCGCAACGGGGAGCUGCGAUGGUGGAAGAUCGACUGGGUCAAGAGCAUGAUCCUGGCAUUCCUCUGCCAGGUGGGGCCGGACAGGGACGUCCUGGUGGACUGCACAGAGCACGCCCUGGGACCCAUCACCGCACCGCUCAUCGACGCCCUCAUCACAACCAUCGAGAGCCGGUGCGGCCAGGAGGCCCGGAGGCUGCUGGGCCUCGAAGACCCCGGCGCUGCCCAGGAGCACGAGGACGGCCCCGCGGCCCCGUCCGGUCCCGGCACCGCUCCGCAGGGGACCGUCGAGCCCAGCGCCGUGCCCUCCGGCAGCUCCGCGGGUCCCGACGCAGAGGAGCUCCCCGGCACGUCCAGCGGGGCCCUCGGCACAGGUCCCGGCCAGGAGUCGGCUCCCGAGGCAGCCGGUCCCUCUGCCCAGCGCCGCAGCCGCGGCCCCUCCGCUCACGGCCGGGGCAGGAAGCGCUCGGCUGGGGGGCGCCGGCGCCCCACCAAGAGGAGGGCCGGCAGCGCCCAGCGCGAUCCUCCGCCCUGCAAGAGGCGGCGCCCCCGGCCCCUCUAGCGGGGUCACGCAUUUCCAAUAAAAGAUUAGAACGCACAAGCACGAGUUGUUCGCAGUGUCUGUUCUUUCCAGACCGUUCCCC